Molecule: messenger RNA, 3888 nt
Organism: Callorhinchus milii (elephant shark)
Lineage: Eukaryota; Metazoa; Chordata; Chondrichthyes; Chimaeriformes; Callorhinchidae
Gene: eml1
Product: EMAP like 1
Exons: 23
Coding region: 164-2641 (825 amino acids)
Biological process (GO): microtubule cytoskeleton organization
Cellular component (GO): mitotic spindle
Molecular function (GO): microtubule binding
Source: RefSeq, a predicted model, not a curated record
GCGGGGAGACCCCGGCGGAGCGGCUGGUGAAUGGGGAGCAGCCGCCGGUGGUGCGGCACAGAGAGAGAAGAGGGAGAAGGAGGGAGAGAGAGAGAGGGAGAGAGGGGGAGAGGGGAGGCGCGGAGUCACCGACACCGGGAGACCGCGGGGAACGGCUCCGGCAAUGGAGGACGGGUUCCCGGGUUACAGCGGCGGCCUCUACGACACCUCCUCACUGCUGCAGUUCUGCAACGAUGAUAGUGCCUCUGCAGCCAGUAGCAUGGAGGUCACUGAUCGGGUUGCUUCUCUGGAGCAGCGAGUCCAGAUGCAGGAGGAUGAGAUCCAGCUGUUGAAGUCGGCGUUGGCUGAUGUAGUCCGACGCCUGAAUGUUUCUGAGGAGCAACAGGCCAUGCUCACCAGAAAAGGACCUACCAAAGCAAGACCCUUAGUGCAAGCUCUACCAUUACGGCCUACAGUUAACAAUGGAACUGUACUACCAAAGAAAGGAAGUGGCUCUCUACCAUCUCCAUCUGGUGUUCGGAAGGAUAACACAUCACCAGCAACCAAAAGUGGUGUGAAGAGAAGCAACUCCUCUGAUCGGGUGCCACCAGCCGCUCGCCGAGAGAGCUUUGGAGAUUCCAAAAACGUCAGGACCCGUACGGGAUCGACCAGCAGUGGUUCGAGCGGGAAGAAGACCAGUGAUAGCAAAUCCAAGGAACCUCUCUUCAAUGCAGGGAAGCGCCGUGUGACAUACUGCCAAGAAGAGGGAUAUGUGAAAAUGUUUCUGCGAGGUCGACCGAUCACCAUGUACAUGCCCCAGGAACUUAGGGAAACUUAUAGCUUGGAAGAUAAAGCUGAACUCCCAUCCAAAAAGCUGAAGCUGGACUGGGUUUACGGUUACCGAGGACGAGAUUGCCGCUGUAACCUCUACCUGUUACCUACUGGGGAGAUUGUAUAUUUCAUUGCAUCCGUGGUCGUAUUGUACAAUGUGGAGGAACAGCUUCAGAGGCAUUACACUGGCCACAAUGAUGAUGUCAAGUGCCUUGCUGUCCACCCUGACAGGAUCACCAUAGCAACGGGCCAGGUUGCAGGGAUAACCAAGGAUGGAAACCAAGCAGCUCCUCAUAUUCGAAUCUGGGAUUCUGUAAGCUUGAACACAAUGCACAUCAUUGGAACCGGGUUCUUUGAUCGGGCAGUCUGCUGCCUCGCCUUCUCAAAAUUCAACGGAGGUUCCUUCUUGUGUGCAGUGGAUGACUCCAAUGACCAUGUCCUUUCCGUGUGGGACUGGCAGAAAGCAGAAAAAAUGGCUGAUAUUAAGUGUUCUAACGAGCCAGUAUUUGGAGCAGAUUUCCAUCCAACAGAGACCAACAUCAUUGUCACCUGUGGCAAAUCACACAUUUACUUCUGGACACUUGAAGGAGGGUCUUUUUCAAAGAAGCAAGGAUUAUUUGAGAAACACGAGAAACCAAAGUUUGUGUUGUGUGUGACCUUUGCUGAAAACGGCGACACAAUAACUGGUGAUUCGAGUGGAAAUAUUUUGGUUUGGGGAAAAGGUACCAACCGGAUUAGUUAUGCUAUUCAGGGAGCUCACGAGGGAGGUAUUUUUGCACUUUGCAUGUUGAGGGACGGCACGCUGGUAUCUGGUGGAGGGAAAGACCGUAAACUCAUCUCCUGGGACCGGAAUUUCCAGAAGAUGCAAGAAACCGAGGUUCCUGAACAGUUUGGCCCAGUGAGGACAGUCACUGACGAGAGGGGAGAAGUUUUGCUCAUUGGCACAACGAGGAAUUUCAUCCUACAAGGCACUUUAUCUGGGGACUUUCACCCAAUCACCCAGGGUCACACCGAUGAACUGUGGGGUUUAGCAACCCAUCCAAACAAGGAACAAUUCCUAACAUGCGGGCAUGACAAGCAUAUUACUCUCUGGGAUGCCCUCGCUCAUCAACCUAUAUGGAGCAAAAUCAUAGAGGACCCGGCUCAGUCUGCUGGUUUCCAUCCAUCAGGCUCCGUGGUUGCUAUAGGAACGCAAACUGGAAGAUGGCUUGUUCUGGAGACAGAGACCAAGGAUCUGGUGACCGUUCACACAGAUGGUAACGAGCAGCUCUCAGUCAUGCGCUAUUCACCAGAGGGAAACUAUCUAGCUAUUGGCUCUCAUGACAACUACAUUUACAUCUACACAGUCAAUGAGAAUGGCAGAAAAUACAGCCGUGUUGGUAAAUGCUCAGGUCACUCUAGUUUUAUCACGCAUCUAGACUGGUCGAUUGAUUCUCAAUAUUUAAUAUCCAAUUCUGGGGACUACGAAAUCCUUUACUGGAUGCCUUCAGUCUGCAAGCAAGUGGUCAGUGUUGAAAACGUAAGGGAUGCGGAUUGGGCCACCUAUACCUGCACGCUAGGAUUCAAUGUAUUUGGUGUUUGGCCUGAGGGUUCAGAUGGAACUGACAUCAAUGCUCUGUGCAGAUCCUAUGACAAAAAGAUUCUGACUACAGGAGAUGAUUUUGGCAAAGUCCAUCUGUUUUCAUCUCCAUGCACACAGGCUAGGGCUCCAAGUCACACGUACGGAGGGCACAGCAGCCAUGUCACCAAUGUAAACUUCCUGCACAAUGACAGUCAGCUGAUCUCCACUGGUGGGAAGGACAUGAGUGUGAUGCAGUGGAAGGUGAUUUAAAACUGACCCCUUUAACAUGGAAUUUGCUUUGGACGUCACAGCCAAUACGGUAUAACAUUAAAAUGGGAAUGAAUUUUUGCCGGGAGUUUUAAACUGCAUCCAAGAACAAGCGAAGUUCCUGCGCUUUUGCAGUCUAUCUUUGGCAUUUGUGUUCAAAUGUCAAUUUUAUUCAAACCUCAGGAAACUAAAGCCUCUGCAAAGUUAUUGGUGCAUGGUGUGGUUUGUGACUGCUUUAGCAGUUUCUUCUGAUUAUUUUAGAAAAUAAAGACAGACUUGCUCCUGGUUUUUACUGGCUCGAAUAAUGUGUUUCUCUGUGGUAAAGUGAGGGUAUAUCUGUAUACUAAUGUACAGUAUUGUUUAUACGUUUAUCCCCCAACAUAAUGUCUGUAAACACAAAAAAUGUCAUUUUAAACGUUAAGGAUAAGCUGUAAAAAUGAACUGUUUACUAUCAAUGCUGUGUGCACUAAACUUGUACUGAAAGCCUUUAGCAGAUAUUGUGUAUAAUAAUGUCUUAAAUCUAUGUUGCGGUCUGUUUUGUAUCUACGUGUCAGUCCGUUACUAAAGCAUGGGGAGACUGACUCCAGUUGUCCUGCUGGUUGGAAUUGCUUUGUAGAUUCCCCUCUCCCCUUCCCUCCCACCACCACCCCUCCACCCCUCCCCCUUACCUCCCUCCCUCCCCACAUUCUCCUCUUCCCAGGAGUUAAGCCUUGAGAAACAGUUGACUUAUAGUUUCACUAAAGGAAUGCUGCCGAAUGCACUCUUAAGCCUGCAGAGGCCAAUGUCACUGAGACACAAGUCUGCACAUCUAUGAUUGUGUGACUUCAAGUCUCUCUCCCACAACCCCGGCAAUAGAUCAAGUGCAUCGAUGUUUUCCCAGUGUAAACGGAAUGGCAGGCUGCUUGUGCUGAAAAAGCAGGACAGGUGCAAGAACAGGCUGGCUGGUGAAACAGCUCCAGUUUUCAGCAGGUUUACGAAAUGUCCAGUUUACUUUCAGAAUGCCUGUAGAGAUUUUGAGAUGGUACAUUCUUCGACAACACUAAGGUUCAAGCACUUGUUUUGUGACUGACCGAAAGUAAAUUAAAACUGCUGAAAGGUACUGAUGUGAAUAUGUGUGUAUGUUUACUUUCCUUUCCCUCACCUACAAUGAAGUAAACAGUAAUUAUUAAAGUGUAACCUUGUUUAAACUUCUGUUUAUCUGCUUUGGGUGUACAUCUUUUGUAACUGUAUAUUAAUUAAACACAAUUACA